AUGAUAGCGAGCGGUUUGAACGGCUCGACGAGUCUCGAGGGAUCGAUUCGAUCGUCCGUGGAACUCGAUCCGACUGGUAGGAGUCUGCUGAUCAGCGAGAAUCACACCAACAGUCCGAUCGUCGCGUUCUUGCAGCAAGAUGACUCGUCGACCAGACGUGAUCCUUUGUACAUUGUGCUGCCUAUCACGGUGAUCUACGCGGUGAUCUUCUUCACCGGGCUGAUCGGGAACGUGUCCACGUGCGUGGUGAUCGCGCGUAACAAGUCUAUGCACACGGCAACCAAUUACUAUCUGUUCAGCCUGGCGGUCUCUGAUUUACUGCUGCUGAUAUCUGGCCUGCCACAGGAGAUGUACUACAUAUGGUCGCAUUUCCCGUACGUGUUCGGCGAGGCCUUCUGCAUUAUUCAAGGAUUCGCGGCUGAAACCUCAGCGAAUGCCACCGUGCUGACCAUCACCGCCUUCACUGUCGAGAGGUACGUCGCGAUCUGUCAUCCAAUCAUCUCGCACACGAUGUCGAAGCUGUCCCGUGCCGUCAAGUUCGUGAUCGUGAUUUGGUUGCUGGCGUUGUGCCUGGCGGUGCCACAGGCGAUCCAGUUCGGUAUCGUGUACGAGUACAGCAACGGGUCCGCCAUAUUGGACAGCGCUAGGUGCUCGAUGAAGUCGAUCCUGAUCGAGCACGCGUUCCAAAUAUCCACCAUGUUGUUCUUCGUGGUCCCGAUGACGAUCAUCACGGUCCUGUACAUACUGAUCGCGAUCCAGUUGAGACGAUCGAGGCUGCUGACAGCCACCGUGAAGAGGAACCAUUUACCAGCUGGAUUGAACCAUUGCGACAGCGGUCGAGGGAAAAGCUCCGCGCAGAGAAACGUGAUUCGCAUGUUGGUUGCAGUGGUUGUCGCGUUUUUCAUUUGCUGGGCGCCGUUCCAUGCCCAGAGACUGUUGGCUGUCUACGCGCAGAGCACCAAGGCUGAACCGGAAGACGCGUUAGUAAUAGUCUACACCAUCCUCACGUACGUGUCGGGGGUGUUUUAUUACCUCUCCACAACGGUGAAUCCACUCCUGUACAACAUCAUGUCCAACAAAUUUCGGGAAGCUUUCAAGUCGAUGCUGUCGAAUCACUGCGGCCGGAAAUGGUCCUCCCGGAAGUCUGUUCCUCGACAGCCGACUUACAGUAGCCUCUCGAGGUAUCCAAGGUCCGCGAUCAGGCACGCGGACGAUCGUCAGAAUUCGCCGUCAAUAUCCGUCAGCGACGACAACCAAAAGCUGACGAGCAUCCACCGAGCGACGAACUCGAUCGACGUGAAUGGGCUGUCGGACCGGAAGGAACCGGGGAAUCGAUCGGUCGCGAAAGUUAGCAGGAUCAACGGCCGUGAGUACGGGCGUAGCGUGUCCAGGGGAUCGAAUUCUAGUCAGCUGACAUUGAUGACCUCGAUCAGCAAGAGCUUCAACGAAGGUAACAACAACGUCGCUGCGGCCUGCGUGAACGAGUGCCUGCUGAAGAUCCAGAGACCGUCGAGGACCGUCGAUUUUGGAAUUCUCGCGGAAAGACUAAGGCUAGGCACGAAAGGUCUGUUCUCGCUGCAUCCAAAAAUCACGAACAGCCCGUCCGUGAAACCGGAAACGACGGCGGCCCCGACGACGGAACGGUUUCAAAGCCAGCCGAGCGUCGAGAGCGCGAACACAAUCAGCAACUCGAGUCUGCAGGACCUCGACGAGACCGGAUUCACCGGCACAGAAUUGACGGUGUGCACGGGCGAGUUGAACCGCGACCUAAUCACCUGA
This is a messenger RNA of Dufourea novaeangliae, 1779 nucleotides long. RefSeq names its product neuromedin-U receptor 2-like. Bases 1 to 1779 code for a protein of 592 amino acids. Gene Ontology annotation, biological process: neuropeptide signaling pathway. Gene Ontology annotation, cellular component: plasma membrane. Gene Ontology annotation, molecular function: neuromedin U receptor activity. The transcript is spliced from 5 exons. Lineage: Eukaryota; Metazoa; Arthropoda; Insecta; Hymenoptera; Halictidae. The record is from RefSeq and is a predicted model, not a curated record.